AUGCCAAACGGCAAGAACAAGCUGAAGUUGACGAUAUCUGUCUCGGAGCCUCAGUCAGACGGCAGCGAUCGUCAGAAUGGAGCUCAAGCGAAUCUGGAGGCAUUGCAGCAGAAGUUACAGGAACUAGAUAUUGAUGACCAACAGAGAGAGAGACUUGAAGAAUUUUUAACACAGAAGCAGAAAAUUGGAGAAUUAUUGGAGGAGGAUUUUGAAAAACUAGGAGAGCUAGGGGCUGGAAAUGGGGGUGUUGUUACCAAAGUGUUACACCACCCUUCAGGUCUCAUCAUGGCACGCAAGCUUAUUCACCUAGAGAUCAAACCAAUGGUUCGAAACCAGAUCAUUCGGGAGCUGAAGGUACUACAUGAAUGCAACUCCCCGUAUAUAGUUGGAUAUUAUGGUGCUUUCUAUAGUGAUGGAGAAAUUAGUAUCUGUAUGGAGUAUAUGGAUGGUGGGUCAUUAGAUUUAAUUUUAAGGAGAGCUGGCAGGAUACCAGAGCCGAUUCUAGGGAUUAUUAACAUUGCUGUUCUUAAAGGGUUGUCAUACCUUAGAGAAAAGCAUCAAAUUAUACACAGGGAUGUAAAGCCAUCAAAUAUCCUUGUAAAUUCCAGAGGAGAAAUAAAACUAUGUGAUUUUGGUGUCAGCGGACAGCUCAUCGAUUCAAUGGCAAACUCUUUUGUUGGAACAAGAUCAUAUAUGGCACCUGAGAGAUUACAGGGCACCCAUUAUUCCGUACAGUCAGACAUAUGGAGUCUUGGACUGUCUCUUGUAGAGAUGUCCAUUGGAAGAUACCCUGUGCCUCCUCCUGAACCCAAGGAUUUGGCCAGCAUCUUUAGUGAUAAUGCCUAUGAGGAACACAUAGAAGCUGCCCUGACUGGGAGGCCACUUAAAGGUUAG
Messenger RNA from Candidula unifasciata, 894 nucleotides. Lineage: Eukaryota; Metazoa; Mollusca; Gastropoda; Stylommatophora; Geomitridae. The record is from the annotation of a GenBank genome assembly.